Molecule: messenger RNA, 6414 nt
Organism: Colletotrichum lupini
Lineage: Eukaryota; Fungi; Ascomycota; Sordariomycetes; Glomerellales; Glomerellaceae
Product: mediator complex subunit MED14
Exons: 24
Coding region: 1-6414 (2137 amino acids)
Biological process (GO): pentose-phosphate shunt, oxidative branch; glucose metabolic process; regulation of transcription by RNA polymerase II
Cellular component (GO): mediator complex; cytosol
Molecular function (GO): NADP binding; transcription coregulator activity; glucose-6-phosphate dehydrogenase activity
Source: RefSeq, a predicted model, not a curated record
AUGAUUGCUCUACAGAACCUAUUCCACUUACAACUUAGUGGGAGGGAUUGGCUUUGUGCUGGGAACCCAAUUGCCCACCGUCUGGUCUUUGAUGCCGUCAGCGCGCCGGACCAAACCAAGGUAUUCGUACAUACCGCAAGGUUGAGCCGAGUCGAGUCGAGGGAUCUACGGAUGCUUGGGAUGGUCGCUGCUCAGUCACCACUCAUCAACCGAGGAGGUGCCCCUCCUUUCUUCCCCUCCAUUGACAUCAACCCUGUUCAAGUCCCGCGCCCAAAGUCGACGAGGAGCAGACAGAAUAACCCGAAUAAUCCACGAGAGCCCGCUCGCUCACUAAUCCUCGCUCUCCGUCUCCCUUGUUCCUCCGUCCAAGUUCAACUCCACGUCCUUGACGGUCCGGCGAGAGCGGGCGGGCGCUUUUCAGGCUUGGGCUGUCUAAAAUCACAAAGACAACCUGUGCCAACCUCUGUCUCACCACGCAAAAGGGCGAGCCGCGGUGCGGUUGCGGGACUCGACAACUUCAACAAGUAUCAAAGUACAGUACAUGGCACGCUAAGGCGGCACCAAGAGGUGGGCUGCAACUCGCCUUCGCGCCGCACCACGCUGCCAUGCCCUGCCUGGCGUACCACCACGGUACGGAUACCGCGUAGGUACCCAUACCUUAUCCCAAUUCACCCCAUCCACACAUGCGUCGGGUCCGUUCUGUCGUACCCAUUCACCCCUCUACACCCCUACCUCAGAGAGGCUUUGCUUUCCCCCUUCUUCUCUACAUCUCUCAUCCAAAGAAACAUUCAUAGUCGAGCCAGCUUCAUCACUGACAUCACACACACCAUGGCCGAUCACACCUCCGCCGCAGCGUAUGUCACCCCGCCUUCCUACCCCACCAACAUUCCCUUCCGCUGUGCUUUGCGAUUCCGGAGUUCUAUGGAGCUCAAGGAGAACACCGUCAUCGUUGUUCUCGGUGCUUCCGGAGAUUUGGCAAAGAAGAAGACUUACCCUGCUCUGUUCGGUCUGUACCGAAACCAGUUCCUCCCCAAGGACAUUAAGAUUGUCGGAUAUGCGCGGACAAAGAUGGACCACGAUGACUACAUCCGCCGCAUCAGAUCCUACAUGAAGACACCCACAAAGGAGAUUGAGCAGCAGCUCAACGACUUCUGCAACCUCUGCACCUACGUCUCUGGCCAGUACGAUAAGGACGAGUCAUUCCAGAACCUGACCCGGCACCUCGAGGAGCUCGAGCAGGGCAAGCCUGAGACUCACCGUCUCUUCUACAUGGCACUUCCCCCCAGUGUCUUCACCAUUGUCUCCCAGCAUCUCAAGAGAUGCUGCUACCCCACCAAGGGAAUUGCACGCGUUGUCAUUGAGAAGCCCUUUGGUAAGGAUCUUGCCAGCUCCCGGGAGCUUCAAAAGUCCCUCGAGCCCGACUGGAAGGAGGAUGAGCUCUACCGCAUUGACCACUACCUCGGCAAGGAGAUGGUCAAGAACAUCCUUAUCCUUCGCUUCGGUAACUCCUUCUUCGGCUCCACCUGGAACAGGCAGAACAUCGACAACGUCCAGAUUACCUUCAAGGAGCCCUUUGGCACCGAAGGCCGUGGCGGUUACUUUGACGAGUUCGGUAUCAUUCGCGAUGUUCAGCAGAAUCACUUGCUUCAGGUCCUCACCCUGCUCGCCAUGGAGCGCCCCAUUUCCUUCGCCUCGGAGGACAUUCGUGACGAGAAGGUGCGCGUUCUCCGCGCCAUGCCCGCCAUCGAGCCCAAGAACGUCAUCAUCGGACAAUACGGCAAGUCAUUGGACGGCAGCAAGCCAUCGUACAAGGAAGACGAUACUGUCCCCAAGGACUCGAGGUGUCCCACUUUCUGCGCCCUUGUCGCAUACAUCAAGAACGAGCGCUGGGAUGGCGUUCCGUUCAUCAUGAAGGCCGGCAAGGCCCUCAACGAACAAAAGACUGAGAUCCGUAUCCAGUUCAAGGACGUUACCUCGGGUAUCUUUAAGGACAUUCCCCGCAACGAGCUUGUCAUGCGCAUUCAGCCCAACGAGAGUGUCUACGUGAAGAUGAACUCCAAGCUGCCCGGUCUCAGCAUGCAGACUGUCGUCACCGAGCUUGAUUUGACCUAUCGCCGCCGCUUCUCUGACCUCAAGAUCCCCGAGGCUUAUGAGUCAUUGAUUUUGGACUGCCUGAAGGGCGACCACUCUAACUUUGUCCGUGACGACGAGCUGGACGCCAGCUGGAGAAUCUUCACCCCUCUGCUACACUACCUGGACGACAACAAGGAGAUCAUCCCCAUGGAAUACCCCUAUGGAUCUCGUGGCCCUGCUGUCCUCGACGACUUCACCUCCUCCUAUGGCUACAAGUUCAGUGAUGCGGCUGGAUACCAGUGGCCUACUACCUCUGCUCAGGCCGCCCCGAACAAGUUCAAACCCCUCCACCCCCGCUACACCAACUACAAAAAACCACACUUUCGGCCAAUGCACCCGCGAUAUCCCACUGCGCCGCCUAUGGCAUUCGCAACGACGAUGGACAUUUCUUCGCUUUGCUUGGCCGAACGGUUCGUAUCCGAAAGGUAUACCAAGACACGACUGUCCUCGACAGAGCCGGGUUUUGAUGCAACGAGCCAGCCCAGAAUGCAGCUUACAGCAAUGUGCAAAAUGGCCAUCGUGACUUUACAGCUGGAAACGAUAUAUGAAGGUUCCCGCCCUGCUUGUAUGCCUGGCUGCACGCUCUCACCAUCGCAUCACCACUUGCCCAAUUACCUAGCAGUCAACAAACUGAACGUUUUUGCGCGGCCCGACUUCCACGACCCUUCGGAGACUCCGUAUGCACCGAAUACCUCGACUUGCGAAUUACUCUCCACGGAAAUCAACGAUACAAUUCCGACAACGAUCUCGCUUGAUGCGAUUGCGCUGUCCUGCUGGCUUGCGCAUCCGGCGCCGAUGACUGAAUCCCGUCUGACGGCCACCUCGGACCGGGACCAGCAUUUCAUUAUCCUCCCUUGCUCAUCUGGCACAGCUUCACUCAGCAUUAGCAGGAAGGGCCCUCCCCCGAUGCCUGGAAUCGUCAACAUGGAGAAUGGGGGUUUGAACGGCACACAUCCGAACCAUGACAGAAACCUAAAGGUCAACGGCGCCAAUGGUGGAACGAUGGAAGGACAGCCGAAUAAGGGCAAGGCGCCAGCCGACACCCCUGGGGCCGGUAACAUGGCGAAUGGCCUUUCCGGCGGAAACUCUCAAAACGACUCCCAAGGAAAGCAACAAUCGCAGAUGUCGACCGGGUUGACAUUACAGCAAAAACCGAGGAUGAACGACCUACCCGAGGAGAUUGUGCACAUCACCCAGGGGUACAUUCCACUAUCGACGAUUGUCGCGCGACUGGCGCAACACACCCACGAAGAGCUACAGAAGACCGUCAUCGAAAUGGGUUCCAUCAAGUGGGCACCUCCUGCAGUGAACGGGAAUACACCCCAUGGCAGCGAUGCACCUGACGAUAUGUCAGAAGGAAAUAAGAGAAAGAAGAUGCUCAUGAUCAAGUUUGCACAAGACGCACAUUCCAAAUGGGUCAAGGCCCUCGUCAUUACGGACUGGAGCAAGAACGCGGAGGCUGUUAGCAAGCUUAUCGACAUCAAGGCACACAUUGACUCGAAACGUAUGCUAUAUGACUACUCCCAGGACUUGCUGAUUGACCUGAAGCGUUCGCUGGACAACGCCCGACUUCCCAACCCUGACUUGAAGACGGCUCUGCAAGUCCUAACGACUGGUGAAGCAUCAUGGAUUCCAGAGCCUGGAUAUAUACCACCACCGCCAUUGACAGCAGAAGAACAGCUGAAAUGGAUCGAUGAUCUUAACACGAUGCUCUCUCUUCGCCUGAAUCUGGAAGACUACGACAAAAUACCACAUCAGUUCAAGAAUUACAGUAUUCAGUCUGGUAGAGUCACUUUCGUAGUGAAGGGCGAGUUUGAAGUGGAUUUGACAAUCGCCGAUGAGGACUUUACCCAACAAUUCUGGUUCAUUGACUUCCGAUUCGCCUUUUCGCCAUCGUCAAGCAAGCUCUCUGACGCGCUGGUGUCAUUCCUCGAAGCACACGUUAACGAAACCCUCGGAAAGGAAGGUCUCGAAGGGUGCUACCGAUUUCUGCACGAGUUUGUGCUCACGCACAAGAUCAGCGAGCUCAGGAGACAGGCCAUCGAGCUGAGUCGAAGCACAUGGACUGGCACGUUGAUGGUGGAACCUCUCAACAGAGCCUUAGCCCUACAAUACUGGACCACUCGAUACGGAGCCAACGGACCAAAGAGCUGGGUCAUGAUUGCAGUGAACAGUGCCAAGAAGACGAAUGGGCAGACUGAUUCGAAGCACUCCAGUCGAUUAGUUGCACGCUGGUACCGGGACAACAAGGAAGUCAAGGAUGUGUUCCUGCCAUUUGAUGUGGACAACUUGUGUGCCGAAGACCUCCUCAAGACAGCAGUGGCCAGACACGUUGAGCACAUUCUGUCAUCCAUCCACACCAAGCUUCUAUCAUAUCCUCGGUUCGUCAACAGGGAGUCCUCGAUGACUUUGACAGUCUCUCAAAUGGAGCCGAUGGAAUCAUCCUUGAGCAUGCAACUGGGCCCUCGGGAUAACGUUACACUCCUUAUACAACCCAUCACUGGAUUCGCCGCGAUCAAGCCUCACGCGAAAUAUACACUACAAGGAGAAACCCGCCUCAACUACGGCGGCAAAGACCCCGCAGAGGACGGAGUUACCUGCCUGGAGAACAUCAGAUGGGGCUAUUUCAUUGAAGAGUGCAGCCGCAGAGGACGAAGUGUGGGCUGGAAGACUUGCAAGAGUCCCCUUGGUGGCGAAGACAUCAAGCAAAUCAUUCGGACUCGUGAGGCAUUCCAGACUAUUUUCAUGCAGCGCCAGAGCCUAGAUCAAAGCUGGUUCGUUAUGGUGUCCUUGAGCCUGAGUGGCGACGAAUGGUGGCUGCUUGAUAUUGACCGCAACACGCCAACACGUCCACUCAAGUUUCAUACCAAACUACAACUCACUCGAGGGCAACCAGAUCUGGAUGAUGCCUUCUGGUCUCACCUGACACUCUUUGUGACUGGCAUCGUUCAACAGGCUACUGACUUGGAACACUUACAUAAGGGCAAGAUCCAAUACUUAAUGAAGGAGUCUACUAAUUACGCACUGCCACAACAAGUACGGCUUCCGUCUCUGGUCAUCAAGCUGUCCCAGAUCUUGGGGUCAUCAGAAUCAGGCGCACAGGAUGGCCCCAAAGACACCUCGAGGCAAUUGGGCAAACAGGACUCAUCUUGGGCGCAGGAUCAAGUCGAAGUGAAGUUCAAGGGACUUCAAACUCGGCCUACAGCCGCCCAGGGCCAAGAUGGCAAUGCUCCCUCGGCUGCGGAGGUGCUUGAGAACGCCGAACUCAACACUAUUGUUGACGCCAUUGUCCGGGUCAAAGACAAGACUAAAUUUGCACUGCUCAAGGGCCGUAUCGACCGCAACGUCUCCUUCAGUCCCAAGAAGGGCGAAUUCAUAUUCCGCAUACGCUACUUGGUUGGGCAACCUAUUCUAGAGACUUUGACAACCCAUGUCAAGUCUAUUGAUCGCCUUGUAGGCUUCCUCGAGGCCAUGAGCAAAGCAAGGGGUUCUGUUAAGUGCGAAAGAGUCAGCCUUCAGCAGGUCGUCUUCACGUACAGCGAUAUCACAAUGCCAGGCGAGAGCGAUCAGACUCAGAAGCCAAAACGCUGGAGGGUAUCCCUCGACUUGGCUAAGAGUCAGAUUAGAAUGUCCCUGGAGAAGGGGAACCCGCACGCGAGAGUUCUUGACCUACUCACGACGUUGGUGAAUACCCAGGACGGACUCAGAGUCUUAAUCUUUUAUAUGCCGGUACUCCUCCCAGUUCUGAGGACCCUCGAGAAUAUCGAAUCGAAAUGGGAACCCCUCGAAACAACCAACCAAGGUCGCGUCGAGAUCUUCACCAGGUCCAUCGACUGGAUUGCUCUUCGUUAUACUCUGCCUAGUCCGACAGGCGAGCCUCGAGUUUUGGUACUUGAGAUACGAAGCAGGAUGCGGCGCAACGAGAUGUGGUGGAAUUUCACUCGUGCAACACAGGGCGUGGUGGCCCCUGACGAGGAGUUCAACAAGAUCCUGAAGGGAGUUUGGGAAUCUCACGGCAAUGGCUGGAGAGGUCUUAGGACGAGCGCAGCCUCGCGGCCUGGCCCAAGCACCAUGGAGUUGCUCACGAAGCUCGACGACCUGGUGCGAGCAUACGCUGUGACUGGUGAUGUUAGCAGCGCACCAUCAACCGAGGGCCAACCGACACAAACCAGUCAAUCAACUUCAAUCAAUCAGUCUUUUGGAACGCAGCCAACGAGCGUGAGCCAAGGGAGCAAUAGGAACGGUGGAGGAAGUAAGCAAGCGCCCUUGGUCCUCGAUUGA